Molecule: messenger RNA, 330 nt
Organism: Cylicostephanus goldi
Lineage: Eukaryota; Metazoa; Nematoda; Chromadorea; Rhabditida; Strongylidae
Source: the annotation of a GenBank genome assembly
AUGGCCUUUUUGGAGCUCGAUAAGUCAUGCUUGCUGAAAGCGGACGAGUUCCCUGGCUCGAAAUCGGCAUUCAUUCGGGACGAGAAUGGGAAGCUCAUCGCCAAGCAGACAAUCUUGAAAUAUCUGCCCACACAAGCAUACUGUAUUUAUUCCGACUGUAGUGAUGCCGUUGCUGGAAAGAAUAUCCGAGUCAAGGAGGAAGAUGACGAUGUUCAUCAACUGAAGCUUGUCUCAAUUGAUAACCCGCAAUUUCUAUUUUCAAAUAUUAGCUGCUCGCAACAGUUCCAACAUGAUUCUGCUGAAAUCAUCGACCAGAAUGUCAAAUGUUGA